AUGGCUUCUAUGCCAAAGGUUUUCAUCUUUGUGAUACUGCUCAAAUAUCUCAAAUUGAAACUAGAAAAAAAGGGGUUUUCAAAUAGCCGACCAACAGGUGUGAAACCUGUUUUAUGGGUAACAGGACCCCAUGGAACGCAUGGCAGUACUCAAACUUCGCAAGGAGGAAACAACACCUCUCAGAGUACACAAGAUGGAGUUCACACCUUGCAAGGUGGUGCUCAUCAGAACCAAAGCCGAUUUCGAAGGGACACGCAAGGAGGACCUCAUGUAGAUCAAGGCGGUAGUCAUGGCUCGCAAGGUGGAUCCAACACUUGGCAAGGUGGUGAUCACCAGAGUCAAGGCCGAGUCCGAAGAGAUACACAAGGUAGACUACAUGACGGUCAAAGUGGUAGUCAUAAAUCGCAAGGUGGAAGACACACUUCACAAGACAGUGGUCAUCAGAACCAAGGCCGGAUCCGAAGGGAAACGCAAGGAGGACCUCAUGUAGAUCAAGGUGGUAAUCAUGGCCCGCAAGGUGGACCCCAUACUUGGCAUGGUGGUGAUCAUCAGAGCCAAGACCGGGUCCGCAGAAAUACACAAGGUAGACCACAUGAAAAUCACGGUGGUAGUCAUAAAUCGCAAAAUGGAAGACACACCUCGCAAGGUGGUGCUCCCCAGAACCAAGGUCGACAACGCAGAGACACACAAGGUAGACCACAUGAAGAUCAAGGUGGUAGUCAUAAAUCGCAAAAUGGAAGACACACCUCGCAAGGUGGUGCUCAUCAGAACCAAGGUCGGCAACGCAGAGACACACAAGGUAGACCACAUGAAGAUCAAGGUGGUAGUCAUAAAUCGCAAGGUGGUGCUCAUCAGAACCAAGGUCGGCAACGCAGAGACACACAAGGUAGACCACAUGAAGAUCAAGGUGGUAGUCAUAAAUCGCAAAAUGGAAGACACACCUCGCAAGGUGGUGCUCAUCAGAACCAGGGUCGGCAACGCAGAGACACACAAGGUAGACCACGUGAAGAUCAAGGUGGUAGUCAUAAAUCGCAAAAUGGAAGACACACCUCGCAAGGUGGUGCUCAUCAGAACCAAGGUCGGCAACGCAGAGACACACAAGGUAGACCACGUGAAGAUCAAGGUGGUAGUCAUAAAUUGCAGGGUGGAAGACAAACCUCGCAAGGUGGUGCUCAUCAGAACCUAGGCCAGGACCGCAGUGAUACAUAA
This is a messenger RNA of Arctia plantaginis, 1209 nucleotides long. NCBI's taxonomy places the organism in Eukaryota, Metazoa, Arthropoda, Insecta, Lepidoptera, Erebidae. The record is from the annotation of a GenBank genome assembly.